Amphibalanus amphitrite is the source of this 2052-nucleotide messenger RNA. RefSeq names its product peroxisomal membrane protein PMP34-like. The record is from RefSeq and is a predicted model, not a curated record. Bases 182 to 1243 code for a protein of 353 amino acids. Gene Ontology annotation, molecular function: NAD transmembrane transporter activity; ADP transmembrane transporter activity; FMN transmembrane transporter activity. Lineage: Eukaryota; Metazoa; Arthropoda; Thecostraca; Balanomorpha; Balanidae. The transcript is spliced from 9 exons. Gene Ontology annotation, cellular component: peroxisomal membrane.
AGCGUGGUGGGGGGGGGAUGGGGGGUUAUUGGGUAACCGAUAUCUCUCUCGAAUGAACGUCCAUUUCUUUUGGCCUUGGUCUCUUUCGGGUGGAUUGAGUUGAGUUUUGGAUGAAUUUAGCUGUAACUCUCCAGUAAUUUUUAUUUGAAUCGAAAGUUUGUGGUGAAAUAUUAUUUCAAGAAUGGCAGAUUCAAAGCCCAGUUUAUUCUCCUAUUCCACGUUGGUUCAUGCAAUUGCAGGUGCAACGGGCAGCUCAGUGGCCAUGUCACUGACAUAUCCUCUGGACACUGUCAGGACCAGACUUCAGUUGGAGGAGGGUCGGCGCGCCGACUCGACGCUGGCCGUGCUGGCCCAGCUGGUCAGCCAGGAGGGCGUCCCCACCCUGUACCGCGGCAUGGGUCCCGUGCUCGAGUCGCUCUUCUGCUCCAACUUUGUCUACUUCUACACGUUCCACGGCCUGAAGCGGCUGGUGGUCGGGGAGCACAGCGCGCCCAAGGAUCUGCUGAUGGCCAUGACGGCAGGCUGCAUCAACGUGCUGCUGACCAACCCGCUGUGGGUGGCCAACACGCGGAUGAAGAUGGAAGGAGUGGCCGAGCUGAGGAGCCGCGCCGGCGACAAACGGGAGUCGCAGGAGCGACCCCAGUCCCGGCGCUACACCAGCCUCCUCGACGCGGUACGACGGAUCGGCUGUGAGGAGGGGACGGCCGCCCUCUACAACGGCCUGGUACCCUCCCUGCUGCUUACCUCCAACCCGGCCGUCCACUUCGUGGCCUACGAGGCGUCCAAACGCUACCUGGAGCGGCUGCACCCGGGGGUGCCGCUGUCGGUCACCCAGGUAUUCCUGUGCGGUGCAGCGGCCAAGGCGCUGGCCACUCUGGUCACGUACCCGCUGCAGGCCGUCCAGGCUCAGCUCAGGUACGUUCCGUUGCGCCUGUCCUUCCGCCGGGCGCGCCGUCGCCGAGGUCGCCGGUCGGCACCACACCUUAGUCCCGUCCCCGGUCCGCCCGAAUCCCCAGCACGUGGAGGACAGGCGGGAGGGAUGGUGAGGAGCGACGGCCGGCGGGAGCUGCGCAUCCUCCGCAUCCUGGCGCUGCUCUUCAGACGCGGCGGUCUGGCCGGCGGCGUGUACAAGGGCCUGGAGGCCAAGAUGCUGCAGACGGUGCUGACCGCAGCGCUCAUGUUCGUCCUCUACGAGAAGAUCGCCCAGUUUGUGUUCCUGCUGCUCCUGGGGCGGCGCCGGUAGGGCAACAGACAGGGGACUUGGUAGGCAAAUGUGCCAUUUUUACAGAGCUCCAAUUAUUAUUGUGCGUCGGUCCAAUAGUUGUUACAUUGUUUUAUCAGACUUUUCCGUUCAUAUCAUUACAAGAGCAACGGGUUGUUCACUUAGAUUGAAGACCCGUGGUUAUUUGAGUGAUAAGGUACACAUUUUUCAAAAUAUUGAUAUUCAAUGUCGAGUUCAAUGCUUUAAUCUUUUUUGCAACGCACACAUGAAUAGCAACAUGUCAAAAACAUCCGGUUGUUUACGUACUUCAUGUUCCUCAUUUGUAUGAUUGUUUAUUUUUUUUCCUUUGACACGGUUACAUUAAGUUCCCGUCUCUGGACUGGAUUGUAGGGAUAUUGCUCAAUGCUCAAUCAAUCACUGCACUUUGGCGUUUUCACGCCGAUGUAUCCUCUCGCCAUCUCGCAGGCCGCUAUCUUGUAGCGCAAUGUUAUGCCACCGAUCACCUGCCUCUUAUCUAAUCCAACUUCGAUACGUUCACUACAGAUAUGAGCACAAUUAUGUCUGAUCAAAAGAGCUUGCUGUCCGAUGACCAGUCUCUUCUUAGUCAGUGAGGGAGGGUGUCUUUAGCAGGCCCUCGCUGAUCAGUCAAUAUUCUGUGAUUAUACAUAAGGGCACCGAGCAGCAGACUCGACAGGCAAGACAUGGCCGCGGCUGGCGUUACACCGGGCCGGGACGGUAGCUAGUGUAUAGACGGCGGGGUGGUUUUGAAUCAGAGCUGGCUCUGGGGCGCAGUUACGCUUGUAUUCCAGUGAAUAAAUGGUGAAAUAUUA